CGUCGGGGUCAUUUCAGUCCAGCCGACAGUCGCGUCGAGUCGGUCAAGUCCGAGUCAGGUCGCUGUUCGCACUUUGACAGAGAUAGAGAGAGGCACCAGCAUGGCGGGACGUCUUCUUCUCCGAACCUGUGCAGCAACUUUGCAGCUGAGGACGAGCAAUGUGGUGGCGAGACCGCUGCACCGUGCCAUGGGCACACUGAAAGGAAUCCCAACAGAUGACGAACAGGCCACUGGACUGGAGAGACGUGCCCUGCAGGCCUUCAAACAGGGAAAGGACCCAUACAGUAUCCUGGAGCCAAAAGGCUACGCUGGUACUAAGGAAGACCCUCAUAUUGUGCCGUGCAUUGGAACCAAGAGGCUUGUGGGCUGUCUGUGUGAGGAAGACAACACUGCUAUCGUGUGGUUCUGGCUUCACGAGGGAAACCCCCAGCGCUGUCCUUCCUGUGGUUCGCACUUUAAGCUGGUCCAUCACGACCUGCCCCACUGAUACCGAACCUCUGCACAAAGCAGACAUCUGUAUUUGCCUCCUUCGUGGCCAUAGCCUAUGUGUGCAUAUAAUUUAGCAUGUACAGUUUGUCAUUAAAACGUGAGCCUGAA
This is a messenger RNA of Mugil cephalus (flathead mullet), 597 nucleotides long. Its product is annotated as cytochrome c oxidase subunit 5B, mitochondrial. The transcript has 4 exons. Gene Ontology annotation, cellular component: mitochondrial envelope. Bases 101 to 487 code for a protein of 128 amino acids. The record is from RefSeq and is a predicted model, not a curated record. Lineage: Eukaryota; Metazoa; Chordata; Actinopteri; Mugiliformes; Mugilidae. Gene Ontology annotation, biological process: mitochondrial electron transport, cytochrome c to oxygen.